CGGAGCCGCAGACCUUGUAUACUGACAUCGAUUGUCAUAUCAGUAAUUAGGGAGACUAGACCUCCGGUAAACUUUGGACAAACGACAAACGACCCAUAUUAUCUACUCAUGUCUCAACCAAUUAUACUAUACGAUAUCCCAGGCAAAGGGCCCGUAAAAGCCUUUUCUGGCAACGUAUUCAAAGCAAGGUACACACUUGCCUACAAAGGCUUAGCCUUCAAAUCCGUCUGGAUCGAAUCACAGGAUAUCGAAGAGCGGAUGAAAGCCAUCGGUGCCAAACCUACUGGGCGUAAACCUGACGGAAGCGAUUUCUACACUGUCCCUGUUAUCCAGGACCCUUCUACAGGUGCCAUUGUCUCCGACUCUUCCGCCAUCGCAGAAUACCUCGACGAAACGUAUCCAUCCACACCCACCGUCUUUCCCCGUGGUAGCAAAGCUCUCAUCAGCGUCUUUGAUUCCGCUUUCAUGCAGAGUAUGGGCCCGAUGGUCCCGUUGAUAGUUGUCAAAAACUACACGAAGAUAUUACCCACAAAUGAGGAAUACUUCAGGAAAAGUGUCGAGAUGAGAGUUGGUAGUAAGUUGGAGGAUAUUUCACCCGAAGGUCCGAAGCGUGAACAACACUGGAAGAAUGCAAAGGAUUUUCUUGGGGUCGUUGACGCAUGGUAUUCGAAGAGCGAGGGUAAAUGGAUCAUGGGGGAUACGUUUUCGUACGCGGAUAUCAUUGUGGGUGCCGUGAUGAGGUGCUUUAAUGGUUUGUUCGAAGGGGAGGAAUGGGAGGAAAUGAGUUCUUGGCACGGCGGACGCUGGGGUAGACUUCUCGAAGAGGUCAACAAGUAUUCUAUUCUGGCCUAACGCAUGAACGGUGAGAUUCCGUGACUAGCCAAAUAUCUACCAUGCUUUCAAGGACUCACUUGUGUACUGUGCUCGCUGCAUUUUCAGCGGCUAAGGAGGAUAAGACAGACGAAUAUUUGUUAUAUGAGGCCUGGAACAUUGUUCUUUCUUGACUCGCUUUUAGACGAAGUUCUGCAAACCACAGGCUGUGUCGCACCUGAGUACCAGUUUGAUUAUAUUUAUUCACCUAGAUGUUCCGGGUA
Molecule: messenger RNA, 1094 nt
Organism: Serpula lacrymans var. lacrymans S7.9
Lineage: Eukaryota; Fungi; Basidiomycota; Agaricomycetes; Boletales; Serpulaceae
Exons: 2
Coding region: 109-852 (247 amino acids)
Source: RefSeq, a predicted model, not a curated record